Anopheles maculipalpis is the source of this 6517-nucleotide messenger RNA. RefSeq names its product homeobox protein cut (gene cut). The coding region runs from base 192 to 6488 and encodes 2098 amino acids. The transcript has 7 exons. Lineage: Eukaryota; Metazoa; Arthropoda; Insecta; Diptera; Culicidae. Gene Ontology annotation, molecular function: DNA binding; DNA-binding transcription factor activity, RNA polymerase II-specific. Gene Ontology annotation, biological process: regulation of DNA-templated transcription. The record is from RefSeq and is a predicted model, not a curated record.
ACAAACAGUUGAGGCAGGUUUCGGUUUCCCAGGGAGUGCAGUCAAACACGGCUUCCCGCACGAACGCAGUAACACCCGGUGCGGAGGGAGCUGGUGCAGGAGGAGGAGGAGGCAUCCAGCAGGUGGCCACGACUUCCACCGCUUCCACCGUGAUUGCCCCUCCGGUCGCUGCACUUACCACUGGCCACCGAAUGCAGCCGACCAUUCCGCAGAGCACGGGAGGCAGUGAUAUGGACCUCCCUGCCGUCCAGCCUAUGGAUUGGUUGUUCAAAAAGGAGCGCAUCUAUCUGCUAGCACAGUUUUGGCAACAGCGUGCCACGUUGGCGGAAAAGGAGGUAAACUCGCUCAAGGAGAAACUGUCGACCACGGACCGCGGAGUCAGCAACAACAACAACAACAACAUUAGCAACAGCGUCAACAAUAACGACGGUAACGAUAUGGACGUCACGGCCCAACCGCCACCACCGCCAUCGCUUUCCGCCCCGACACUGCCCACAUCCCUGCCGCUGGCCACGUCCGCAUCCCCCUCACCACCGACAUCCUCAUCGCCGAUGACGAUCGUCGAACAGAACGGAAUCGCACCACCGUCACCCUCCACAACGCCCGUUUCAGAGAGUGGCAGCAUCCACCGUCCGGAGGUGGCUCUCAGUCCGAGUGAAAGGCCUCUCGGCGGAUCACGAUCACCGAUGACGGUAAGCACCCGAUCGCGCACACCGGAAAUCGAUCGCAAAGUGCAGCAGGAGCUGGCCGUUCUGGCACACACCAUCAACAACAACUGUCUCGCCAGCAGCAACAACAAUCACCACAGCAGUAACAACAAUCGAUCGCCAACUCAGUCGCCACCGGCCACCGGUGAAAAGAUGGAGUGCGAGAGCAUGAGUGCGGUUCCGGCGAAGGAGACGAGCAGUAACAGUAGUAGUAGUAAUAGUAGUAGUAGUGUGCGAACGAGUGUCAGUGAGUGCCACAAGGGAAGCAGUGAGAAGCUCAACAGCAGCACAUCUGAGACGAACUGUAGCAGUGGUGAAAUUGUGGAAUCGCCCCACAAGGACUCUGGCGUCGUGGACAGCAGGACGAGAUCGCUAACGGAAGAACUUUCUGCCAAGGAUCGUGAGAUAUCGCUCCUGUUCGAGGAAGUUGGACGACUGCGAACGGCCAUCGCCAAUAUACAGGAAUCGCACAACCUGCAGAUCCAGCGGCUCGAGGACCGGCUGGAGGAGAAGCGGCAACACAUCGUGCGGCUCGAGUCGCGCAUCGAAAAGCAGCAGGACUUUGACGAUAUCAAAAAGGAAAAUAGUAUGCUUCGCUCGGUGGAUCUGAGUGCGUCCCACGAGUCAAAACAAUUCCAGGAGCUACUCCUCGAACGCACCAAAGCGCUGGCGGCACAAACCGAGGCAAUCAAAUCGUCGUCGACCACUUCGGAAGGAUCCCCACUUACCAGCGGUCCAAGCAGCGUUGGUGGCGGUGGCAUCAAUGGUGACAGUAAUGCCGGAAGUGGAACUGCAUCUUCGCAGCCCAUCCGUGCUCUUUCUCCCUCAAACGCUAGCAACAGCAACAGCUGCAGCAACGCCACUAGCUGCACUAGCCAAGCUUUGGUCAUCGCUAAUGUGCCCUCGAGCGAUCUGGCCGCUAGCGAAACGCGUAACUGCCCGCACGAUCUCACUAACAGCAACUCUCCAACUAACAACACCACCACCAACACCGUCGGCAUUGCUUCGUCCGAAAUUAACAACAACUGCUCAUCGACUCCGUCCGGUGUCAGUUGUCCGCCUCCGCCACCGCAGCCCUUGCUGCAUCCUCCCCUGCUUCCGCCUCGCUCUCCCCAGCCAAUCCUACGAUCACCGUCGUCUUCCGUCACCGUCCAGCAACAGUUGUGCCCUCCACCAACGACUGGAGCCAUGGCCGGAACGCUGACGACGACGACAUCGACGCCACCAACGGUGACGUCCAGCGCGAACGAUCCGAUGGUCGGGUUGAACUCGUUCCUGGCGCCACCAUUGCAGAACGUGGAACAGUUCGGGUCGUUUCUGGGCGAAGAGCUCGUCAGCAGCUGGCGCCGGGGAGCUCUUGAGCUACCGCCUCCUCCGCCGGGAUUGGCAGCGGCCGCUGCUGCCGCUGCUGCUGCUGCCGCCGCCGCGGCACGCAAUCCAGCCUUACUAAUGAACCACCAUCAUGUUGUUAACUCGCCCUCCGCAGAUCUACCAUCCUCGCUGGCACAUCAUGGCGCGGGUCUCGACCAGGACAAAGCCAGCAGCCAUCACGAGAACUCGUCCUCCGCCAGCACACCAAUCCUGCGUGAAGAAACUUCGCGGCACGACGACCGCCAUCUGAACGGUGGCGGUGGUCUAACGCCCAUGUCGAUCUCCAAGAGCCCGCUCGAAGACAACAACAACACGCUGGGCGCGCUCAGUCGGCUCGAUGGGGCCGGUUCGGGCAAUCUGAUACAGGGACUUCCGUUUCAAUUCCAAGAGCGAGGACACUUCCGGUUUGCUGAUGCGUCCGAUAUGCAGAUGCCACCGGGCUCGAUGGUCGGUCGGCUCGGAGACUCGCUCAUCCCCAAGGGCGAUCCAAUGGAGGCAAAGUUGCAGGAGAUGCUACGAUACAAUAUGGACAAGUACGCCAACCAGAACCUGGACACGUUACACAUUUCGCGCCGUGUCCGGGAACUGUUGUCCGUGCACAACAUUGGCCAACGGUUGUUCGCAAAGUACGUACUUGGGCUGUCGCAGGGUACUGUGUCGGAGCUGCUGUCCAAACCAAAACCCUGGGACAAACUGACGGAGAAGGGACGGGACAGUUAUCGAAAGAUGCACGCCUGGGCGUGUGACGAAAACGCCAUUAUGCUGCUCAAGUCUCUGAUACCGAAGAAAGGUGCAGAACCCGGAAUGCCAUCGUACGGUCGACCAGACGGUGAUCUCAGCGACGACCGCAUGCAGCAAAUCCUGUCCGAAGCCUCUAUGAUGAAGCGGGGCGAGCAGCCCACUCCACAGCAGCAGGCCCACCAUCAGCAGCAGAUGCGCGAACAGAUGCAACUGCAGCAGCAUCAGCUACAACAGCUUCAUCUCAGCGGGUUGGACGACUCCACGCAGCAUAGUGACAAUGACUCCAAAUCGCCACACAACCGAGACGUCCAUUCACCCUUCUCCAAAGACUAUCUCAGCGGGGGACGUUUGGGAAGUAGUGGACGGCCCAAGAAGUACGACAACGAUGACAUCUCGCAGGACAAGAUCGCCAAGAUCUACCAGGAAGAGUUCUCCAAGCUGAUGCGCAGUCCGCGAGAUUUCCCAAAUCUUCUAUUUCCACACUUUCUCAGCGGCGGUAUGCCACCGAUGGAGCGCCUACAGGACGACAAUCUCCGGAUGGCAUUCGAGGCUUACCACCGGGAACUGGCCAAACUGCAGCAAAACGCCUCUGCCACCCUUCCAGGCAUGCCCAACAUUUCCAACCUUCCCAACUUCUUGGCACUCCAACACCAACAGCAGCAGCAGCAACAGUCACAACAACCAUCCCAACCUUCCACGCCCUCAGGACAAUCGUCGACUCCAUCGCAACCGUCACAGCACACUACGACGGGAUUGAACGGAGGUUCCGCCCAGGAUCUGUCCCUGCCAAAGGAGAAGCAAUCGGCCGCAUCCAAACUGAACGGCGCAAUAUCCGAUGCCGAGUCUGAUGCCGACAUGAGCCAGAAGGAGUUGGACGAGAGCAUGAAACACAGCGCCUUCAGUCUGGUGAAACCAAAGCCUUCGGAACCAUCGGGCAUGUGUACGCCCACAACGACCGCCUCCUCCGCCGCACCAAGUCCCAUCGGCAACAGCAUCCUACCCCCGACAAUCACACCCACGGACGAUUUCUCCGUAGCGGCUAGCCCGCUGCAACGAAUGGCGUCGAUCACCAACUCACUCAUCACGCAGCCACCCGUCACGCCACAUCACACGACGCAACAACGUCCUCUCAAAGCCAUCCUGCCACCCAUCACUCAGCAACAGUUCGAUCUGUACAACAAUCUCAACACGGAGGACAUUGUGCGGCGCGUCAAGGAAUCCCUCUCGCAGUAUUCGAUCAGUCAGCGCUUGUUCGGAGAGUCUGUGUUGGGUCUCUCGCAAGGAUCUGUCAGUGAUUUGCUCGCCCGACCGAAGCCCUGGCACAUGCUAACCCAAAAAGGCCGCGAACCGUUCAUCCGCAUGAAGAUGUUCCUGGAGGAUGAAAAUGCGGUGCACAAGCUAGUCGCCAGUCAGUACAAGAUAGCUCCGGAGAAGCUGAUGCGCACGGGCAACUACAGCGGUACGCCUCAACUUCCCGGGCUCCACAUGCAGAAGCAGAUGCCUCCGACCAUGCCGAAGAUGCUGAGUGACUCGAUCAGCAAACUGCAGCAGGAUCAGCAGAAAACGUUGCUACAGCUUCAGAUCUCUCAGAUGCAGCAGCAAAUACCUACGGCACAAGCGGCUCAGGCCGCCGCACAGCAUCAACAUCAGCUGGCCGCGGCGGCUGCUGCUGCUGCCGCCGCUCAUCAUGCCGCCCAGGUGCAGGAAGUACAGCGCCACUCAGCACAACAACCACCUUCCUCUCAGCCAUCGCCACUCGGUGCCAUGGGCUCGCAGAACUCCUCCUCACAGCAACGGCCUCAGCAACCGUCCCCGCAGACGAUGCUCCUGACGCCUCCGGGCAUACCUCCCCAGCAUGCUAUCGCUCUGCAGGGUCAUGCGGGCGCACAAGACAAGAAGUCCUCCAUCAUGAUGCCAAUCCACUCGCCCGUCCCGCAAGGUCCACCGGGAUCCGCUGGACAGCAUGCAUCUCAAGCCGGAGCCCCAAACUCGAUGCGAGGAUCGCUCCACCAGCAUAUCUCUCCAACGGUUUACGAAAUGGCCGCUCUAACGCAAGACCUCGAUACGCAGGUGAUCACGACCAAGAUCAAGGAGGCGCUGUUGGCGAACAACAUCGGACAGAAGAUCUUCGGCGAGGCUGUGUUGGGACUUUCGCAGGGUUCCGUGUCGGAACUGUUGUCCAAACCGAAGCCUUGGCACAUGCUGAGUAUUAAGGGACGUGAACCAUUCAUCCGCAUGCAGCUGUGGCUGAGCGAUGCCAACAACGUUGAGCGACUGCAGGUGUUAAAGAAUGAGCGACGUGAGGCAAGCAAACGCCGUCGAUCGACUGGCCCAGGUGGACAGGACAAUAGUAGCGAUACGUCGAGCAACGACACGUCUGAGUUCUAUCACUCCAAUUCACCCGGACCGGGAUCGGUUGGAUCGGCUACGGCGCCUCCAAACAAGAAGCAGCGUGUCCUGUUUUCCGAGGAGCAGAAGGAAGCUCUCCGACUAGCGUUCGCCCUCGAUCCAUACCCCAACGUGCAGACAAUCGAAUUUCUGGCUAGUGAACUUGGGCUGUCGACCCGUACGAUCACCAACUGGUUCCACAAUCAUCGAAUGCGCCUCAAGCAACAGGUCCCGCAUGGUCAACCGUCUGAGCCGAUUCCUUCGCGCGAAAACCAAUCCGGAGCUCCGUUCGAUCCGGUACAGUUCCGCGUACUGCUCGGUCAGCGGUUGAUGGAAAUCCAGAAGGAACGGUUAGGUUUGAGCGGUAUGCCUCUACCGUAUCCGCCUUACUUCGCGGCUACCGCACCUGCCACCAAUCUGGCCGCUUUAAUCGGCCGCGGUUUCAUGCCGGGCAGUGAAGCGGACCUGGCCGCCCUCAACAAGAGCAUCAGCGAGCAGAUGAGCGGCCUCGACCUAUCGAUGCCUUCCACGCUGAAGCGGGAAGGCGACGACGAUUACGAGGAUGAUGCGGAAAACGAAGAAGAAGCCGGUAGUGGCCACAUGAGCGAUUCGGAAUCGAUGGACGGAAGCAGCAAAAGGGGCGGUGAUGAUGAUGACCUUAAGACAUCUUUAUCGCUCGCCAGCCUGCAAGCCAUGUCGCGGAUCAGUCGCCGUAAGCCAGCCGCUCCACAGUGGGUCAAUCCGGAAUGGCAGGAUCCGGACAAGAAGCCAGGCUCCGUAGCGACGGCCGUCUCCAACAUUCCCUCCGCCAAAAAGGACGCCACGGAUGCGAUCAUCAACGGGGUUUGCGUGCUGCAGCCUCCGGACGGUGUGCCCUCGGUGCAGCAACGGUUUGCCGCGGCCAUGGCAGCUGCUGCCGCUGCCGCCGUUGCAGCGGCCACCGGUGCAGGAGCGACCGUGCCUUCCCAAAGCCAAGACGACCCGGCGAGUGACGUGGAAAACGACGAGGACGAUGCAAAGUCCACACACUCAAAGCACUCCUCGUACGGUUCGGAGGGAAAGCUGGACGAAGAUCGGUCGAGAACUGCGCACGAUGAGUCCGAAUCGGAAGCUCCAAGUUCGGAAGUGUUACGAGGUGGUGCGGAAGAAGCGACCUCAGAAUCGACCCAACCGGAAAGGAACGGCAAUCGAUCGGGAACCGCCAGUCCCGCUUCGUCCUCCGUGACGGUGAAGAAAGAGAUCCUCGACGAAAACAACGGUGAUCGGUGGGAUGCGUAUUAGGGCCGGUUCUAAACCGAAAGUGAGCGUUU